Messenger RNA from Condylostylus longicornis, 3528 nucleotides. It is a transcript of the gene ple, whose product is annotated as tyrosine 3-monooxygenase. Gene Ontology annotation, biological process: dopamine biosynthetic process from tyrosine. Bases 565 to 2307 code for a protein of 580 amino acids. The record is from RefSeq and is a predicted model, not a curated record. The transcript is spliced from 7 exons. Lineage: Eukaryota; Metazoa; Arthropoda; Insecta; Diptera; Dolichopodidae. Gene Ontology annotation, cellular component: perikaryon; cytoplasm; axon. Gene Ontology annotation, molecular function: tyrosine 3-monooxygenase activity; iron ion binding.
UUCUCUCUAGACUUUUUGAUAAAGUUUUUUGAGUUUUUAAUUUAAUAUUAAAAAAAAAAUAAAAUUAUUUUUGCUGUUGUAAUAUUUUGCUUUUUAAAUUACAAAUUAACAGAAAAAAAUAUAAUAUAUAUAUUUAAAGAAAAGGAUUUAAUUUAAUAAAAGUAUUUAUUUAAAUUAUUUAUUAAACUAAAAAUUAAAAAUUUAAUAUCCUGUGCUUUAUUUAAUUAAAAAAUAUAAGACAAGUGAUUUUUUUUUGAGAAAAAUUAAGAAAAUUUAAUUGCCCCAAAAAAACAAACCUGUGUAUUAAAAAGGAAAAACAAAUUGUCGAAGCAAAAUUAGACGCAGCUAAGUAAAAGGAAUUACAAAAGAAAAAAGGAUUUAUUUAAAUCGUGAAUUAUAAAGUAUAACAUUUUAGUUUGUUAUUUAAAAUAAAAAUUUGGUCAGACUCUGGUAGUCAGAAGCUUUGCAAAAUAAAAUAAAGGAAAAUCAAAAGGAUUUCUAUAAUCAAAAUUUUAAAUUGUUUUAAAAACUAUAUUAUUAAAAGAAAAUCAAAUUAAAUCAAAAAUGGCCGUAGCUGCAGCACAAAAAAAUCGUGAAUUAUUCGCUAUCAAAAAAUCAUACAGCAUUGAGAAUGGUUAUCCAUCACGCCGUCGUUCAUUAGUAGAUGAUGCUCGCUUCGAGACAAUUGUAACAAAACAAACUAAACAAACAGUAUUAGAAGAGGCUCGUCAACGUGCUAAUGAAGUUAGCUUGGAAGAUUGUAUGAUCCAAGCUCAAGCUCAAGAUCAUCAUGUACCACAAUCGGAAAAUAUUGAUUUUCAAAAUGAGGAACAACCUCAUCAAUUAGAAGAUGCCAAUAUUCCAAAUGAAGAUGACGAUCAAGGUGUAACAAUCGAAGUUGAACCUGUAAAUGGCAAUGAAAAUAACGAAGAAUCAAACAAUGAUUCUAAUAAUGACUAUGGUUUAACUGAAGAAGAAGUUAUACUACAAAAUGUUGUUUCUGAAUCACCAGAAGCUGAAAAUACUGUACAACAUGCAGCAUUAGUUGUACGACUUAAAGAUAGUAUGGUAUCAUUAGGACGUAUCCUAAAAGCAAUUGAAACAUUCCAUGGUAUUAUUAUACAUUUAGAAUCAAGACCAUCAAAACAAGAUGGUAUUCAACAUGAUGUAUUAAUUAAAUUAAAUAUGACCAGAGGUAAUUUAUUACAAUUGAUUCGUUCAUUACGUCAAUCUGCUGCAUUUGGUGGUAUUACAUUAAUGGCUGAUAAUAAUAUUAAUGUUAAAACACCAUGGUUCCCAAAACAUGCAUCCGAAUUGGAUAAUUGUAAUCAUUUGAUGACAAAAUAUGAACCAGAAUUAGAUAUGAAUCAUCCAGGUUUUGCUGAUAAAGUAUAUAGACAACGUCGUAAAGAAAUUGCUGAAAUUGCAUUUGCAUACAAAUAUGGUGAUCCAAUUCCAUAUAUUCAAUAUACUGAUGUUGAAAAUAAAACAUGGCGUUCAGUAUUUAAAACUGUACUUGAUUUAAUGCCAAAACAUGCAUGCGCUGAAUAUAGAGCUGUAUUUAAAAAAUUACAAGAUGAAAAUAUUUUUGUUGAAGAUCGUAUACCACAAUUAGAAGAGAUGAGCUCAUUUUUACGUAAAAAUACCGGUUUCUCAUUAAGACCAGCUGCUGGUUUAUUAACAGCUAGAGAUUUCUUAGCAUCAUUGGCAUUUAGAGUAUUCCAAAGUACACAAUAUGUUCGUCAUGUAAAUUCACCAUAUCAUACACCAGAACCUGAUUGCAUUCAUGAACUUCUUGGACAUAUGCCAUUAUUGGCUGAUCCCAGUUUUGCACAAUUCUCACAAGAAAUCGGUUUAGCAUCAUUGGGUGCAUCAGAUGAAGAAAUUGAAAAAUUAUCAACUGUAUAUUGGUUUACUGUUGAAUUUGGUUUAUGCAAAGAAAAAGGACAAAUUAAAGCAUAUGGUGCUGGUUUAUUAUCAUCAUAUGGUGAAUUAUUACAUGCAAUUAGUGAAAAACCAGAACAUCGUCCAUUUGAACCAGCAUCAACAGCUGUACAACCAUAUCAAGAUCAAGAAUAUCAACCAAUUUAUUAUGUAGCUGAAAGUUUUGAAGAUGCCAAAGAUAAAUUCAGACGUUGGGUAUCAACAAUGUCACGUCCAUUUGAAGUACGUUUUAAUCCACAUACUGAACGUGUUGAAAUUUUAGAUUCAGUUGAUAAAUUUGAAACACUUGUAACACAAUUGAAUACAGAAAUAUUACAUUUAACGAAUGCAAUUUCAAAAUUACGUGGUCCAUUCCAUAAUUAAAUAAAAAACAAAAAAAUUUUAUAUUUUAUUUAAUUUAUGUAAUAUUUAGUUUAAAAAAAAAAAAAAGAAUCAAGAAUAUUAUCAAAAAGAAAAACAUUAUCCAUAUAUUAUAUAUAAAAUUAUAAUAUAGAAGACAUUUAAAAGUUUUAUAAUAUGGUGAUAAUGAAGAAAAUAUUAAAAUAAAACACAAAAAAAAUAUUAAUUAUGUAUAUUAAAAGAAAGAAGUAUUAUGUUUAUAAAUUAAUGGACCAAUUCAAAAUGUAUUAAAAAAAUUUAUAUUAAAUAAUUAUACAAUAAAAUACAUAUAUAUACAAAAUAUAUUGCUUAAAUAUAUAUGAAAAAUUAAAAAUAAAAUAAGACAAAAAAAAAAUUUAAAAAUAAAAAAAAAAUACAAAAAAAGAAAAUUUAAAAAUUUGUGAGACACGUUUUAAAUACAAAUAUAUAUAUAUAUACAUAUAUUUAGCAACACACGCACAUAUUUUUUAAAUUUAUUUUAAGUGUUUUUUUUUUACUCAAUUCACAAUUUUUUAUUUAUUUUCUCUAUAGUUUUUCUAUAUUUCAAUUUGUUAAUUUUUUAUUUUCAAGUAAUUUUCUUUUUAUUAAUUUCUAUUCAAUUAUUUGUAUAUAAAUUAUUUUAAAUUUAUAUUGGAGCUUAUUAUGAGUAUCGAAUUAUUAAGCGGUAGUGAUCUUUAUCGUAAGAAUUUCAAAAAUCUUUAUUAUAGACUUAAAUCAUUUGUAUAUGAAUUGGUUUGUGUUUACAAUAAUAAUAUCGAAUUUUUUAUGAUAAUUAUCGUUAUCACUUUUGGAUUCCAUACUUAGAAUAUUAAGCUCCAUUAAUUAUACAAAUAAUUUGUAAUUUAUUCAUUCUUAAUUUCAAAAAAUUAAUUAUUUUUUUUUUCAUUUUUGUUUCAUAUUAUUUUUGUAUUUAUAUAUAUGUAUGUAAAUUAUGGUAUAAUUUUUAUUAUAACUUUUAUUAUAAUUUUUAUUUUUAAUUUUUUUUUGUUUUUAAUUUGACCAAAAAUAUACAAAAAAAAUUUAGAGUAUUAAGGCAUCUCUCAUAAUUAUUUUACUAAAUAUAUAAUUUAUACAUAUGUAUAUAUUAUUUUUAUAUUACAAAAUAAAUAAAUAUUGCGAAAUAUAUUUAUUAUUUUUAAUAUAUAUAUAAUAAUAUAUAUAUGUAUAUCUAUAUAUAUAUUAGUAAUUAUAAAUUCACAUUAAUAU